Molecule: messenger RNA, 1054 nt
Organism: Rubroshorea leprosula
Lineage: Eukaryota; Viridiplantae; Streptophyta; Magnoliopsida; Malvales; Dipterocarpaceae
Source: the annotation of a GenBank genome assembly
GCAUCUGGAUAACAGUAGAACUCGUAUAUUAAUGAAGACUAGUGCAUGACAAUCCCAAUUUAACACGAGAAGCAAUGUUUUCCCACACAAAAUACACAAGGUGGAAGGAGAUCUUAUCAUGUCCUGCUAAUUUGGCCUGAUUUCGAUGCCUUCAAUAAUUGCACCACUUUUCCAGCUACCAUCGAAAUGAAAAAUUCGUAUUUCCAAUUGGCCAUCUUCACCUCCUUCAUUGAAGCAUUCACCCAACUCUAGCUCUAGCCAACCAUCUCCCCUCUCUACUGGGUACUGGUAAUUAUUUUGUACAUCUUCACCUAGCUCUAGCCAACCAUCUCCCCUCUCUACUGUAUACUGGUAAUCAUUUUGUAUAUCUUCAUCUUCUGCAUGCAGAAACACAGUUCGCUGCAAACCUUCAGUUCCACUAAGUCAGACAGUGGCUUCUACAUGUUCAUUUGUAAAUCCAUAAAAUCCAGCUGCCAGUUUGAACACAAGGUAUGCCUUAUAAUGUGUCAUUGAAGAAAGCUUGCAAGUACUGAUCCUCCCAACGAUUUCAAACCAACAAACACUGAGAAGCUCUGCACCCUCAGGAAACCUGAUUGUGUAGGGCAUAUAUUAUGGACACUAACGAAGAGGAGAGAAUUAAGGUCAGAUUCAGGCCAGCAGCGCGUGAGGGUGCGUUCUGCCACCUUUCGGACUAUAACUCCGGCAGAGUAGCUCAGCAGGGCCCUCUGAGAAAGUUUCCAAUGUUGUGUCUUGUAUUAUGGCACAAUUUUGUUGCAGACCACUGUUCGUCUGGGCAGUCCAAGGGGUAAGGUGAUGCGUUGACCAGUGCCUCCUGAUCAACUAAUCCCUACUUUUGCAACACUUCCUGCAAGCCAUCGUCAGUCACUACAUUUGAUUAGAAUUUUUGAGAUGUGACAGCUUAGCUACUUAUGAUUCUAAAUACUUAUCAAGUUUGUGUGUGCGAACAAGUUUGUAAUUUAUAUGGUGGAGUUAUGUACAGUACUGAUGUAGGGAAGUUGUGAAUUUGUUUACAGAAUAAGAUUGUCAGCUCUUG